AUGUCUGGUGUUCCAUCCGAUUAUGGUACUAUUGCUAAACCAAAGAUGAACAGUCAACGUGAGAAACGUCCGUAUUUUGAAGAUGAUGGAGAGACUAACCAUGCUCCGAUGAAGAAGAUUCCAAAAAAGAAGCUCGUGGUCCCUGAAAUUGAAAAAUCUGGUGCAAAGCGCUGGCUAUAUGAGAAAGCUGCCGAGUCAAUUAUUCCUACUGAGGAUCAAUCCAAUGUUAUGCCGGAACGUCUUUUCAAAGGAUUGGACCCCCUCAUUGUCCACAUGUGUGUCCCAUGCAAAAAAUUCAAUUCGAGCCGUGAAACUGUCAAGAUUGAAGAUGGAAUGAUCCAGAUUCCUCUAGCUCUAUGCACCGUGUGCCGUUCCCAUCUCAUUGCCCAGAAAAACAUGAAGUUCUUCCAGCACGAUUGCCCAUCACUCAAGAAGGAGUUCAAUCUGUGA
Molecule: messenger RNA, 450 nt
Organism: Caenorhabditis remanei
Lineage: Eukaryota; Metazoa; Nematoda; Chromadorea; Rhabditida; Rhabditidae
Exons: 3
Coding region: 1-450 (149 amino acids)
Source: RefSeq, a predicted model, not a curated record